Molecule: messenger RNA, 1314 nt
Organism: Hibiscus syriacus
Lineage: Eukaryota; Viridiplantae; Streptophyta; Magnoliopsida; Malvales; Malvaceae
Exons: 3
Coding region: 778-1314 (178 amino acids)
Source: RefSeq, a predicted model, not a curated record
ACGACAACCUUAAAAGAAAGAAAAUGCCCCAAAAACUUCAUCUUCCUCUUCCUCUUUGGUUCUCAGAAGAUUAAGUCGAAAACCCUAAAUCUACUCAAAACCGAUCUCAAGAUUUAUUUCCUCUGAUCAUUCUCGCUUUCAUCACUCCAAAUCGAACCCGUCAUGCUCCUUGUCCGAUCAUAAUAGACUUUUAGUGGGUUUUGAGAGUUUUAAGUGCCAUGAAGCGAGAGUUGGAUUUUGGGUUCGAUGGUUCAGUUAGUCCAACUCUGGAGUCAGUGGAUCAGUCUCUAACUCAGGCGAGUUCUAGUACUAGUUGUAAUAGAGUUAAAGGUGCUCAUGUGAAUGGUUACAUUGUUUACACUCGAGUUAAGAAGUUAAGAACUAAUUAUGGUGUUGAAUUUUCGGAGAACAAUAGAAACAAAUAUAAUCUGUUAAAUGGUGUUCAAAAGGCCUUAAUUGAUGAGUAUCAGGAGAAUAGAACUUUGAAUAAAUCCAGUAGUCUGAAGUCUGAACAGUAAUGAAAUUGAAGGUGUGAUUGGAGGUAGACCAAACAAUGAAAAUGCAGCGAGGGAUAAUGUGGUUAUAGAAAAUGCAGUGGAUGAGAGCUUAGUUGUACGAGAUUUUGUUGAAGAUGGUCUACUUGUAGAGGCUCGCAUUGAAGAGAGUCAUAUUAUUGGGGAAAAUGCCAUUGUAGGGAACUUGGUAGUUGAGGAAAUUGGAAGAGAUGAUAGGCCUGUUCAAUCAAGGCUUCAUGAAGUGUCAAUUUAUAAUUUGGCAAUGUCCAUGUCUAAAGAGUAUUCUGUGAAUGAACCGGAGACGUCUCUGACUGAUAAAGGAUGUUUCGAAGGUUCAUCAAAACAUAUUGUUGAUAGUAGUGUUGGAAGUAAUGAUGAUGUAUGCUUGAAGGCCCUGAGGCGGUCUAAACAAUCGUUAUCGAGACCAAAUGUUGAAGCAGUAGACAAUUUGGAAUGUGAACAACAAACUGUUGAAAAUGUUCUUGUAUCAAAUUUUGGUGGAGAGGAAUCAGCUGAAGAAAGUGGAUUGACAACUUUAAGGAAGAACUUGGAGUUGAAAAUGUCAAAAAAGGUUGCCCUUACUAAGUGUCCAGUGACAGUUAAAGAGCUAUUUGACACUGGUUUACAUGAUGGGGUUCCUGUAGUUUACAUGGGCACAAUAAGUAGUAAGACAGCUGGCCUUCGGGGCAUCAUUACAGACGGUGGAAUUUUGUGUUCAUGCUCCUUGUUCGAGGGACGUAGAGUAAGGAAUCUCUUUUCAAAAUGGAGAUUUUGGUCUUUCUGUAACUUCCUAAACUAA